AUGUACAUGCACACACACGUGCCAGCCCGUUUCAGGAGACUGCCUGCUUCAGUUGCUGUGUUUUGUGAACAGUAUCAUCGUUUAAUUAAGCAGCUUCAGGCCCAAGAUUAUGGGCCUGAACUUCCCAAGAAGAGGAAGAAAGGAGGUCUCUUGCUAGAGCCAGAUGAGAAAGAGGAAGAAAAGGCUCAGCAGAAUGAAGAGGAGGAAGAGGAAGUGGAUAAUGUAGAGCAGAUGGAAAGAAACAGAGCAGAAGAAGAAAAAAAGAAAGAGGAUGCUCUCUGGGCCAGUUUCCUUAGUGAUGUGGGACAGAAACCCAAAGCAGGGGCUACCACACAAGUGACGCAAGCUAAGAAGGCUGAAGAAGAGAAGAGUGGGAAGAAGCUUCAGGAGAAACCAAAAGAUUCAGGAAAAGUGACAAUCACCAAAGUGUUCGAUUUCGCUGGUGAGGAAGUCAGGGUGACUAAAGAAGUGGACUCAAACUCAAAAGAAGCUAAAUCUUUCCUGAAGCAGCAAGAGAAAUGGCAGUCAGCAGCUCCAACUUCUCUCCCGACAGUCUCUGGGGUGAAGAGGCCAAGCGGUAUGAGCAGCCUCCUGGGGAAGAUUGGCUCCAAAAAGCAGAAGAUGAGCACACUGGAGAAAUCUAAACUGGACUGGGAGAACUUUAAGGAGGAGGAAGGAAUUGUGGAGGAGCUGGCAAUCCAUAACCGAGGGAAAGACGGGUACAUCGAGAGGAAAGCAUUCCUGGAGCGUGUGGAUCACAGGCAGUUUGAAAUUGAACGUGACAUCAGACUGAGCAGUAUGAAGCCCUGAUGUGCCGGGUGUGGCCGCGGGGGAUCCUGCUCCCAGCCAGCUGCCCGCCUCCGCUGGACCACCAGGCACAGAAACCGUUCUCUACCCAAGACUCAGCCUGUAUGUCUCAACGUACAGGUUUUUCCUUUUACUGUAAUAGUUUGGGGAGGGUAUUUGUCAGUGGGCAGGGGGCACUUUGAGCAUUAAAUGGCCCAGCAGGUGACAGGAGCGACCAGCAUGAUUCUGGCAGGCAGCUUUCCAAGGAGAAGAGAUUGGUGGCACCCAUCGUUUGUCAUCCCUGGGCACUCCUGGCAGCAGGCGGAGCUGCCGAGGCUGGGAGGGUGCUGGAGCCUGGUGAAGGCUGGGCUGGCAUAUUUGGUUGCGCGAGCGGAGCUGCGGGAAGGCUUUGUGGCUGCUGUGCGUGCGUAAGCUGUGGGUUGGAGCCCUUCUCCCUGCCCCAACAGCCCCGCAGUGCUCCCUGCCCCUCCACGCUGUGCUCUUGCCCGGACAAAGCCGAACUGUCUGUACUUGUUUGUGGGGUCUGAUGAUGCUGGGGGGGUUUAAGCAAGCCGAUGAAGAAAACCUUCCUUGUUCACGCUGUCAAGAAGAUGGGAGCAGCUGCAGCAGGGGUGUUCACGUGAAUAAAGUAUUCCAUCC
This is a messenger RNA of Athene cunicularia (burrowing owl), 1446 nucleotides long. RefSeq names its product craniofacial development protein 1 (gene CFDP1). The record is from RefSeq and is a predicted model, not a curated record. Lineage: Eukaryota; Metazoa; Chordata; Aves; Strigiformes; Strigidae. Bases 1 to 810 code for a protein of 269 amino acids. The transcript has 6 exons.